Messenger RNA from Daphnia pulicaria, 7702 nucleotides. RefSeq names its product membrane-associated guanylate kinase, WW and PDZ domain-containing protein 1-like (gene Magi). Bases 575 to 5737 code for a protein of 1720 amino acids. Gene Ontology annotation, molecular function: protein binding. Lineage: Eukaryota; Metazoa; Arthropoda; Branchiopoda; Diplostraca; Daphniidae. The record is from RefSeq and is a predicted model, not a curated record. Gene Ontology annotation, biological process: signal transduction. Gene Ontology annotation, cellular component: cytoplasm. The transcript is spliced from 17 exons.
GUCUGCACCAAGGUGUGUCGUUGCCAAGACGCUCCAUAGUUACACUCCCGGUUAAUAUAUUAUUUUGUGCUCUAGUGUGUGUGUGUGUGUAUUGUUUUCUCUUCACAUUUUUCGUGUGUGAUUAAAAACACGUUGCAGUUUCCUUUUGGAAAAAAGAAAAUUUCCUAAUCAUUUUGUGUUUUUGUGGUGAAAUUGUGUGGUGGACCGGAACUCUCUCUGACGGAACACAUCCUGUGGCUUCUUCCACACACACGCAGGUGCAACUGUGUGCAUUUCAUAAUAGAAUAUAAAGGAUAUAUAUAUAUACCUCGAGUGUGUGUGUGUAGUGCUCAUCACGUCAUCACCAAAUUGAUUCGAUGAGUGACUGGCUAAGGAAUUUAGUAACCACUUUUCGAGUUUUUGUCUGUGAUCGUAGAAUUAUCGUUGUUGUGUUAGAAAAACCGCCAACCAGCAACGUUAUUUCACGAAUAUAAUUAUCCAGGAAUCAUUUUCAAGACAAAAGUUUUGUGAUCCGAACAAUUUUGACAGUUGAAUAACAAAAAAACCGGAAGUGGAAAAAGAUGUCGAGUUCAGGAUGUUGAUGAACAACCGCCCGUCGUCGGUAGUUCCCGGACCGUCGUCGUCGUCAUCCGCCAACACCACCGGAAACCUGUCCCACCACCACCACCACCAACAACAACAACAACAUUGGAGUUGCGAGUACAGGAGCCACACCUUAACGCACCUCGCCCGGCUGCUUCCGGAUGAGACGGUCCUUCAGAAUGUGUUGAGCGAAGCCGUUAGUGGCGGAUCGGAAUAUGGUCAACUCAUCGUCAUCUCGGCCGACCUCUUCCGCGCCCAUUGGCUGCACAUUGAAGCCGAGAAGGACGCCGAUCCGGCCAUCCAGCAGAACAACCACAACACAUUUCUAGCCAUCUUGGAUGUCGAUGGCCGGCCCGUCUCGGGUUUCACUCGACGCGACUUCCUGGCCUGGCUAAUUCACCGGCUCGUUCACCACCACCACCAUCACCACAACCAACAGCAGCAGACGGACAUCAACAGCGGCGGCGUUCAACUCACCACCGCCCCUCUAACAGGUGGAUUGACGAAGGAUUUACGCGAGUACCUGACGACUCGCUUUGCUAAAGGCUCUGUGGACCAUGAGCUGCAGACGACCAUUCGAGACAACUUGUACCUGCGGACAGUGCCCGUGACGACUCGGCCGAGGCGGCCAGGAGAGACGGACGGACUUGACUACACUUUUCUCAGUUUGGAGCAAUUCCGGCUGCUGGAAAAGAACGGAUCGCUGCUCGAAAGGGGCAUUUAUGACGGGAAUUAUUACGGGACGCCGAAACCUCCGUUGGAUUCCCCGUUGGUCUUGCCAUCGACACCUUUAGCCCAGUCAUCGACGACAGCGUUGCUCCAGCACAACAACAACAACAACUUGCCGUCGAGUGGUGGUGGUGGUACCACUUCAUCAUCGUUGCUCUUGUUGGCCGGAGCACAUCCCAGCUCGGAGGGUAAACGUCGACGAAACCGCUCGAAUGUGGAAGCGAUGGCCGCCGCACAGAACGACGGCGAUCCAGACCCCAGCAAUUGCAGCGGUGGAGGAGGAGGCCUUGACCACCAACCUGUCCACUCUUCGAUGCAGCAUCUGAAUCCAUCGCAGAGGAUGGGCGGCGGUGCUAACGGAGGAGGAGGAGCUCCCAUCUGCAACAACAGCAUAGGAGGCAGCAAUAAUAACAUGUCGAUUCCCAGUUACAGAGAAGAUGGAGGUGGCGCCAUGGGCGGAUUAUCCGAAGCCGAAUUGGGACCCCUUCCGCAAAAUUGGGAGAAGGCCUACACGGAACGAGGCGAAGUCUAUUUCAUCGACCAUAAUACUGGAACGUCUCAGUGGCUGGACCCGAGACUGUCUAAAAUCCAGAAAAAGUCGCUGGAAGAGUGCGCCGAAGACGAGUUGCCUUACGGCUGGGAGAAGAUUGACGACCCGACGUACGGCACGUACUACAUCGACCACGUCAAUCGCAAAACGCAGUACGAGAAUCCGGUGACGCAGGCCAAGAAAGGCGGAAGCAGCGAGCCUGGAACGGGCAGCAGUCCGCCAGGGCCUCCAGGAGGAUUACCCACUGGCAACGCCAGCAGUACAGAUUCCGGCAACAGCACCUACCCUCGCCUCAAGAAACAACAGCAACAACAGCAGCAACAACAACAAUCGAACGAGAGCGGCGGAGUCGGAGGAGGAGGACACAAUGGCAACAACCAACCGCCGGCCCCAUUACCCAAACGCUCCAAUAGUGAGUCCAGAUUAAAUCUCCACGGUUACGGAGGUUACAACCGGCCGUUCUUCACGAGAAAUCCGUCCGAGUUGCAGGGCGAGCGGAUCUGUACGACGUUGCUCAAAUCCAACCGCGGACUGGGUUUCACCAUCGUUGGCGGUGACGACAGCGAGGAAGAAUUCCUCCAGAUCAAAUCGGUCGUUCCGCACGGACCCGCCUGGGUCGACGGACGCCUACAGACGGGCGACGUUUUGGUGUACGUGAUGGAUCAGUGCGUUCUGGGCUACACCCACCACGAUAUGGUGAACAUGUUCCAGUCUAUAGCGCCGGGCCAGGCCGUUGCGUUGGAAGUCUGUCGAGGAUAUCCUCUGCCCUUCGACCCGAACGAUCCCAACACGGAGAUUGUCACCACCGUGGCCGUUGCCCAGCAGGACGGCAACAAGGGGCCGUCUCGUCCCGGAAGUGCCGACCUGCUCAUGCAUCAGGGCUCCUCUUCAUCCGAGCAUCACCACCACCACCAGGAUAAUAACGACAUGGCUCACCGAUUUGACGGUGAUGAAUACGGCGAUGGCGGAGUCAACGGCAAUCCAUCAGGAGGCUCGAUUGGCAAGGUUGAAUUCCUGACGGUGCAAAUUACCAAAGGUGCUAUGGGAUUUGGAUUCACGAUCGCUGACAGCGCCUACGGCCAGAAGGUCAAGACCAUAUUGGACAGGCCGCGCUGCAAGAAUCUCCAAGAAGGCGACAUCCUGGUUGACAUUAACGGCAUCAACAUGAGACACAUGAGUCACGGCGAAGUUGUCCAGGUGCUGAAGGACUGCGCUUGGGGUCGCGAAGCGUCCAUUACAGUCCAGCGUGGCGGAGCGGCAACGCCCACGAAAAACAAGUGGAAAAAGGGUGGAAUUAAAGACCAGGACCAGCAACAACAACAGCCGCCCGUCAGUCCGCGCAAACCCCCAGUCGGCGCUGGACUGUUUCGCAGUAAAACGCCCACGGCCGACCUUUACAGCGCCCAGACGAAGGAAGUGGUGCCCAUCAGACCGAAAACGCCACUGGUAGACACUCGCAACCGGCCCAAAACGCCUUCAAUGGGAGUGGGCAUGAGUGGCGGUCCGUCGUCUCAGCCGUCGUCACUGCCGGAUCAUUUGGAACAGCACCGGGAAAUCAACCGGACACCUGUCAACGCUCUGGCGGAGCAGUUCCAGAACGGCAUGAACUUCCAGGACAAUAACGGAGUGGUGGGAGGUUACAACAGCCAGCAGCAGCAGCAACGGAACAUGAUGAAUCGAAGUCGAAGUCCAGGCAGAGAACUGGACUCGCAUCCGUCGAUGCAGAUGCACUACGAGAACGGUCUGCCGCCGGACGCUGGCUACGGUGGCAUGCCCAACGGUUACCCACCGGCUUACGAGUCCGACUACGGCCGGAUGGGUCAACCCUCUCGCAAUGCCCGUUCCGAUCCUUACGCUCCUAAUCCUUACACCGGUGGAUCUUACUCCAUGGACGCCUCACGUCCAAUGGAUUACGGUUACGGCUAUUCAGGAAUGAAUGGACCGAACGUUCCGGAUUAUCCGGAAGAGAACCUGGGCCAGUUCCACCGUCAGGAUUCCGGCUACGGCACUCAACCGCAGUCGGUGGUUGUGGGUUACAGCAACAACAAUAGCAACAGCAGCAACAACCUCCUCCGUCAGAAUGCUGGGCCGGGCUCGUUUGCCCCGCUCAAAGAAGGCACCAGCUUCGAUCACGAAUUGUCGUCGUAUCCGCCCAGCAUGUCGACUGGCGGCCGUCCGGAUGUGGCGAUGAGGAGGCCGGGUCCCAACAGCGUCAACAGCAGCGGCGGUGGCGGUGGCGGAGGAGUAGGUGGAGGUGGAGGAGGCAAUCCAGCAGUCAAUUCGUCGUUGGGUCAGCAAUCGCUGCCGCCGCCCGGCGAGUGGAUGGAAAUGAACGUGACGCUCUUGAGGCACGAAACGGGUUUCGGCUUCCGCAUCGUCGGCGGCACGGAAGAAGGGUCGCAGGUCUCUAUCGGGCACAUAGUUCCGGGCGGAGCGGCCGAUCUCGACGGCCGGCUCCGAACCGGUGACGAAAUCUUGGCCGUCGAUCUGAUGUCGGUCGUUCACACAUCUCACCACCACGUCGUCCAGCUGAUGGGCGCGGCCGCUCUCAACGGCCGAGUUUCCAUCACGGUUCGGCGCUGGAUACCCCUCCAUCCGUCGUCCAUCUCCCCACAAGAUACUGGGUAUCCGGGCGGAGUUGGCGACGGCAGCGGCCUGAUUUACCCGUACGACGUGACUGUGGUGCGUCGCGAGGAUGAAGGUUUCGGCUUCGUCAUCAUCUCGUCGGUGACGAAGGGCGUCUCGUUCAUCGGCCAAAUCAUCCCUGACAGCCCGGCCAAGCGCUGCUCUCAGCUGCACGUUGGCGACCGCAUUUUGGCCGUCAAUCACCACGACAUAUCGAGGCUUCACCACGGCGAUAUUGUCAACCUCAUCAAAGAUUCCGGCUACACCGUGACGCUCACCGUCGGACCUCCUCUGGACGACACCGCCUCCAGCAACGCCUCCAACUCUCACCGGUCUUCCGAUGCCAUGGUAACCGCCCAAGCCUUGCCUGCUCCUCCUGCUAGUGACGGUACUAGGAGCCCCAGCAGAAUUGACGCUUAUCACCAACAAUAUGCCUACAACCAGGAAGAUCAGAUCGAUGGGCCGAUGAUUGACGGAUCAGAGGCGUACCCUCCGAUAGAGGAAGACCAACUUUACGCCGUGGAACUGAGCCGAGGCACCCGAGGAUUUGGAUUCAGCAUACGAGGCGGAAGGGAAUUUCAUAACAUGCCUCUCUUCGUUCUCCGCAUCGCCGACAAUGGCGCCGCCGCUCAGGAUGGCCGUCUAAGAGUAGGCGAUCAGCUGAUUGAAAUCAACGGCAUCAGCACCAAAAAUAUGACGCACGCAGAUGCCAUCGAGUUGAUUAAAAAUGGCGGAAUGGUGGUCCGUCUUUUACUCCGGAGAGGCAACAUCGCUCCUCCCAUGGGUGAAAACGGGCAAAUGUUAUCGCCGUCAUCGACGGGCUCUCCUACGACGCCCUCUGGCAUGAUGGAAAUGAUGAGGCCCAACAGCUCCAUGGCCCAGCCUCAUCACGGCUCUUACGGCAGCAACGGGCCUCUUUCUCAACUCCAUCAGGCGGACAGCCGGAUGCCCAACGGCAUUCCCGUCGGCCACCAACAGCAACAGUCUCAGCAGCAGCAACAAUUGCAACAACAACAACAACUGCAACAACAACAACAGCAGCAGCAGCAGCAGCAGCAACAAUACACGGGACCACCGCCGUACAUGAUGGGCCCGCGCGGAAUGCCCAACGGCGGCAUGCGCGGACACGUUCCCGCUCCUUUGAACGUUCCGCCGAGUCAACGGAAUUUGAACGGGCCUCUGAGCCACAGUUCACCGCGGGUCAUUGGUGCAGCUGGCAACGUGGUUGGCGACUAUUACUGGGGUUCUUGAAAUUCAGAACUACAACAACAACAACAACAACCAUUUACAAUUUUUCUUUCCUCCUUGACAUGACAUAAUUGACAAUCGAUCGAACAAAUCGCGCUCUUGUUCUUGGAUGUUCUUCCACUCCAACACGCCCCUACUCCUCCUCCUCCUUUCCAAAUGUUACAAUUUUUGUUUUGAAACCAACACACACACACACACACACGCGAUCCGAUAAAAAGAAGACAAAAAAUAAGUUUGUUGCGUGUCUCCGUGAAUAAUUUGUUACGACUAGAGAAAUAAUACCGUUGGGGCCACCAUUUAAUCAACGAUUCCGACCUUUCUUUUUUCCCCAAGUGCCUCUGAAAUAUUUGACUCGAAUUUUCUUCUUUUUUUCUCGUCUUGCCUUCUAGAGUGAUUGAUCUUACAUAACUAUUUCGACCACCCCCCCCCCCCCCAAUCUAUUGUAAUGUAAAUAAUAAUUUCCAACCCCCUAUCAUGGCCAACCAAAGAAUGAUUGUAACCAUCGACUUUAUUCCUCUUCCUUUCAUUCUUGCUAAUUUGCUAAAGAAAAAGAAAAAUGAAAAAAAGAAUCUUCCUCCUCCUCUUCUCUUGUACUCCCGAAAAUGGUCGGUGUUGUGUUGACACGGGCGAACGAAGCAGUUAUCACGAUCUCAAGUCACCCAAACAACAUGAGGACGACAUUCAAAUUCAUUGCAGCUUUUCAAUCCUUUUUCUUUCUUUCUUUCUUUCCCAUUUAGAAACGAAACACACACACGACAUUCACAGACAGAUACUUUUUGGAGAAAAAAGAAUUCACCUUGAGACAGUGUGGCCUUGAUAGCGACAAGUUGACGAAACAAUUUCUCCCGACAAACGCGCAAUCGUCGACCAAAAUAUAAAAUUUUUUUAAAAAAGUCUGUGUGCGUGGAAGAUCGCGGGGUAUAAAAUAUCAUUUCCUCGAUGCCUCGUUUGCUGCUUUGUCGGUUAGGGAAAAAUAUUCCGAAAUCAAUCAUCGUAUCUUCUUGUCUCGCUACCCUCGGAUUCCCGCUGUUUGACAAUAGUAUUACGUAACUGACACGAAGAGACACCCACCUGCUUUGUACUUUUUUUUCAGUUUUAAUUCAGUGACCGAUUUGUUAAGGGAGAAAAGAGGAGAGAAAGAAAAAAAAGGACACGACAGAAAAACCUGUACUUUUUGGCUAAUUUGACUUGGGAAAAAAAGAUUCUUAUUUUCCCCUCUGAAAAAAUUUCGCCUUUGACGAGACCAGAUGUUCGAGAGAGAAAAACGAGUUUUUUUCUUUUUCUUUAUCAUUUUAAAUAGCGACCCCCCCCGUUGUAUGUGCGGCCUUUUUAAAAAAAAAAAUUUUGUGGUCGGGUGAGUGAUUUGUGUGUGUUUUUAAAAUUUCAAUUUGACCGCGCCGUGCUCACUGUGUACGCCUUAUAUGAACUAUUAUCAAUUAUUAUGACAUAAAUAAUUUUGUUUUUCUGUUGAUUUUUUUUUGUCUAAAAAUUCGCCCAUCAGUAUAUUUUGUAUAAUGUCACGGAAUUUUCACCCUCUUUGAUGAUUGAGCUCUAAAAAAUAAUUUUUUUGAUUAUUAUUAUUAUCAUUAUUUUGUGGGGGGGUGAAUCAUUCUUUUUGGAAAAGAAAAGAAAAAUUAUCGUUUUGCAAUGACAUGGUUCGUGUACAGUCUUUAAUAGCUGUGCCAAUUUGAGUUUUGCCCCGUUUAUAACAACAAACAAUUCAUUUAAUUAUUUUUAUUUUUGAAUUAUUAUUAUUAUCCUCUCUUAUGCAAUCAUUAAUUUUGUAUGACUGGAGAUUCCUAUUAUCUUCCAUGCAGAGUUGAGAAAAAAAAAUAAUUUUUUUUGUUGUUGUGUGUAUGUAAGUGUGGGAGACAUAUUUCUCGACUGUUCAUGUGGAAAUUUCUUGUUUUUUGGACGUAAAGAAAAAAUAAUUGUUUCUUUUGUUUUCUCUCGACGAUCGUUAUCAAA